Schistosoma mattheei is the source of this 3964-nucleotide messenger RNA. Lineage: Eukaryota; Metazoa; Platyhelminthes; Trematoda; Strigeidida; Schistosomatidae. The record is from the annotation of a GenBank genome assembly.
AUGGAGAAAUUAACCGGUGAAUUUUUAAUCAAUAAACAAUUUCUUCCUAAUACUUUAAUUACAUCACAUUUAAAUAAAUAUCCAUUAUCAUUGCCACAAUUAGCUCAAUCCAUACGUUAUUGUUCACAUUUUAAAAAAUCAAUAUUUUAUGUAUAUAUUAAUCGUACUGGACGAUGUGCUCCAUUAUGUGAAUCUAAUAUACUUUAUACAACAGAAGCUAAACAUUUAUCCAUUAUGUGGACUAGUAUAUUAGCUGGUAUUUGUAGUUUAAUGACAAUAUUUACAUUAAUACGUUAUAUAAUGAAUUUAACAGAUUUUCGUUUCAAUGAAAAACCAAUUAUUUAUAUUGCAUUAUGUCAAUUAUUUUAUGCAUUAGGAUUUGGUUUAAGUUUAAUAUUAGGUCAAUCUAAUGUAACAUGUGGACAAGAUUUAGAUUCUGGUCAAAGAAUUCGAUUGCAAGAAGCUAGUUAUAUUUGGUGGACAAUGCUUGUUAUUCAUUGGGCUUUACAAAGAAUCAGUAUGAUUACAUCAUGUAUUGGUUGUUGUAAUACUCAUCCAUCACAAUUAAGUAAUGAUAAUAGUGGAAAUAUUUGUAGUAAUGAUAAUAAACAGUUGAAUCAUAUUGAUGAACUGAAUACUGAAUCAAAUUGUUAUUGUUUCCCAAUUAAUUCAUUUUGCUUCUGUUCAGAAAAUUCGUUAAAUUGGAAUCAAUCAGAAAUUAUUAUGAAUGAAAGAUUUAUGCAUCCUUCAACAAAAAAGUAUCAUGCUAGUAAUAAUAAUAAUAAUAAUACUCUAAACAAUCCAGCGUUAAAUACAACACCUACAAAUGUAAAACAACAGUAUCAACCAAAUUUUCAGAAUACAUUGAAUCAAACAAUAACUAAUAGUAUGAAACGUGAUAAUGGUAGUUGGUCAACAACCAUAAAUCAUCAUUAUCAUAAUCAUGAUUAUUGUCAACAACAAAGAUAUAGUAUGAUGUUCACGUCGAAAUCCGAUCAAGUUUCAGCUUGUUUAACUAGAGAGCAUGUAGUAGCAUGGUUGACAGCUGGUUUAUUUACUGUUGGUGUUCUUGUUAGUCGACAAGUUGAUGCAGAUGAAUUAAUUCCAGUUUGUGGUGUAGGUCGUCAAAAUACCAAUGUUCUUGGUGCAUUUAUUCUUGGACCUCAAACCGUUCUAAUCACUUUAGGAGGUAUUGCGUUUACAAUUGGUUUCCUGUGUUUGUUACCAUGUUUUCGCAAACGUAAAUGUUUUUAUUGGUCACAGUGUAAUACUAAUGGAAAUCAAUCAAGUCGACAUCAUUCUGUUCAAUAUAAAAAACAAAAUUAUAAUCAUGGGAUAGAUGGUCAACCUACUGAUAGUAAUCCCACAUUGACAAGAUCUAUGGUCAAUAGAUCUCAUCAUCAACAUCAUCGUCAUCAUCAUCAUUAUCAACCUACAUCUCAUAAUACCCAUCAAUCUCAUCAUCAUGCAUAUGAUCAUCAGUCUCAUCCACAAUUCCAUAAUCAUUCUUCUCGACGUUUUCAUCAAAAUUAUCCUCAACAUUUAUGUUAUACAACCUCAGUGUCAUCAUCUUCAUCAUGUGAUCCAAUGGAAUUUCGUAUUGGGUUAUUCUGUUUUCUAUAUUUAAUCCCAUUAAUUUGUAUGAAUGCCUGUGAUUUAUACGAAUAUUUAUAUCGUGAUAAAUGGUUAACUAUUCCCGAUUAUAAACAACAUUUGAACGAUCAUAAUACUAAUACGAAUACCAAUAAUUAUAGUAAUAAUAAUAUGAAUAAUAAUGAUAGUCGUAAAUUAAUGAAUAGUCGAUAUCAUAACAUUUAUGGGACAAGAAAUCAUCCAGAGAUAAUGAAUUUUGCAUCAUAUUUAUGGAAUAUUAAUGAAGUAUAUGGUCCAAAUCCAGAAUUAUUUAUGUUACGUAUAUUUAUGUCACUUGUCACUGGAUUCACAUGUAGUUUAUGGAUGUGGACUGUGAAAGGUUGUUGUUGUUCUUAUUUAAAUUAUGAUUGUUGUUUAUGUGUAACAAAUAAUAUUGGAACAUUGAAACAAAAACGGUGGGAAAAUCAAAAUUUACUGCGAAAUUCAAAAAUAGUCGAAUUGACUAAACAGAACUAUUUAUGUUCAAAUGAAUUGAUUAAAAAUAAUGAUAAUAAUGGUAAUAAGCAUAUUUUAAAAUCCAAUUUUACACGUACACCUGAUGGUACCACUUAUACACUACAUCCAUAUGCAAUUUAUCAACAUACAAAAACACCAGACAGUUAUCAUUCACAACAAUUAGGAAUAAAUGGACAAUUUGAUCAUCGAUUUCCAAUAAUUGGUUGUUGUAGUAGUACUAGUCAUACUAAUACUACUACUAAUCCUGAUAAAAAUUCUACUAAUAUACCAUCUGUAUUAACUAAAGGUCAUUUAAGUCAAUUAGAUACAAGUUUUGUUGUACGUGAUUUUGAGCAUUCAAAUUCUACUACACCGGGUUAUUAUAGUCAUGCAAAAAUUAGUCCAAAUAUGAUUAUUGACUCAAUGAGUGAAGACGCAUCGGCCUCGUCAAUUCCACCACCUUUACCACCAUCUAAUAGUCGACCUCCACGUUUACCUGCACGUGGUGAUCCGUGUGUUGGGGCAUCAUCGAGUCAAGUAUUUGGAUUAAAUAACAAAAUGAAUACAGAUAAUUUAGAUAAUCAUAUAACUAACGCCACCAUGAAUAAUAAUGUUAUUAAUUUUAAUAAUAAUAAUGACAAUAGUGAAACUGAGAAUUAUAGUUUAAUUCAAUUUCAAAUCACGAGUUAAUAUGAGUAGUAUCAUAUCAUGAAAAUGUUUCUAAAUCACAAUCACACCUUGCUUAUGUAAUAUACUUACUUAUGCAAGUGAACAAUAUGAUCUUCCACAUCGAUUUCUUAAGGAAAUCUUAAUUUCUUUCCUUUAUAAUUUCGUUCUUAUAGUUGUUAUUGUCGACACCGUCGUCUUCACUAUAUAUAUAUAUAUAUAUAUAUAUAUAUAUAUAUAAACAGAUAUAUGUUUCAUUGUUACUGGUGUUCUACCAAUAGAUGAAGUCUAUGCAAGUUUUGUCAACCUCCGCCUCAGUCCUCUCUCCGACUCACCCAUCAAUCAUUGUGAUAAUUUGAAUUGUUAUUAUUUUAUCUUUUAAAUCGCAUUGUUUUAUUUUUUUAAUCAUUUAUUUCUCAAAUGGUAGACAUGCAUUUAUUUGAUUGUGUAUUUAAUACAGUAUUCUCUCUUCUUUUCCAAGUGUAUAUUCAUAACAAAACUUCAAGUAUAUAUAUAUAUAUAUAUUCGGUCUUACAGGGUACAUUUACAGUUAUCAAAUGGUAGUCAUUAUGUAAUAUAUGUUGGCAAUUAAUAUGUGAGUAGUCUAGGAAUCUAAACUUGCACAAAUAGGCUACACAAAACAUCUUAUAAACAAACAAGUUAUUAUUAGUGGUGGUGAUGUGUGUAUGUGUAAGAGCAUGCUCAUGACAAUCCUUCUGUCCCAUUCUAUUCAAUCUUGUACAAUGUUCUAUGAUCAAUAAUAAUCAUUGAAUCUCUCUACAUGUAUUAUUUAUCUUACUUUAUUUAUCGUUCAAUUAUAUACGUUUGUUUAUUAAUGAUCAUUUGUGAACAAUAAGAAUGUUAGAAAAUAACAACAUGAUGAUGAUCAUGAUUGAACAAGGAAUGUUUCAUAUGUACAAUAUCUACAUAGAUCUAUUGGAUAGUGUCUUUGAGUAUUUUGGUGAAGUGCAUACAUUAUAUAUAUGACUUUUCAAUUAAUAUUAUAUAUUCUUCACUUUACUAAUCAAGUAGAACUAGUGGAAAAAAUAAAAAAAAACCAACUGACGGACAGACAGACAGGCAACAACGUCAUUUACCCCAAACUCAUAAUAAUAUUUAUUAUUAUGUGUUUUUGUUCUCUUUUCUUUAUGGUAAAUAAAUAAAAUAGAUCAACAAAUAUGAGUAUUCAUUGACAAAAAAAAUGUUUUGA